Fraxinus pennsylvanica is the source of this 5907-nucleotide messenger RNA. The record is from the annotation of a GenBank genome assembly. NCBI's taxonomy places the organism in Eukaryota, Viridiplantae, Streptophyta, Magnoliopsida, Lamiales, Oleaceae.
AUGGAACCCAUAGCCACUUCCCUCUGGAGCAGUUUCCGGCGGCUUCCUCCGGCGGCCGUCCCGACAACGCUAGACUGUAUACUGGCUUCGACUGGCUCAUCUCCAUCUUCACUUUUCUCUUCUCUUCUCAAUGAAUUUCCUAAUCUCACCAAGGAAAUUACCGAGGGAACUAAAAAGUUGAAUUCUGAGCAGACUAACCAUAUAGGGUCAUAUGUGGCUGCUCUCUGUCACCUUCUUAAAAAGUUUGGAUCGAAUAACAAUUCUGUGCAAUUGUUUAUAUGGAGAAUUUUAAUUCCGUUGAUGGAGUUAAUACAUGCAUAUGAUCGAGAAAUACUUGAUGAGGCUGCAAGUUUGUUCCUUGAUGUUGUAACUGACACAAGCAGUUGGGACGUUGUUGAAGCAAUCAUGGUGCCUCUUCUGUUAAGAUCAAUCGGUCUGUCAAUGGGAAUGCUUCAGAGUGAUGAAUUCGCAAUUUAUGACUGGAGUUCAAGCUCAAUUGUUCAAGGUUUUUAUACCCAACUAAAUACACCAGAGCCCUUCCAUUCUUCCCAUGACAAGCUGACUGAUGUGAACCUGAAUAAUGAUUCCAUAGUAUCUCAGUCUUACAAUUUCCCAUUGCCUGUAUCUUGUCAUAUUUUAUCCUUAUUAUUAAAUGCUGCUCUACAAAGCAAACAUACAUCCGGAAGUGAAUCUGUUGAAAUUUUGGCAAAUGGGUCCCGCGAAAAAAUACUUGCUGGAAAUAUGCUUUCUGACCUUUCUAAUAUGACACUUCAAAUGCUUUCACAACGUACGGAGCAUCGGUCUUCCGCAAUUAGAUUUCUCCUACCAUUUAUAUUUAAAGCAUUUGAAUAUAAUCGUGCUUUUGAAGUAUCAUUUCAUGGGAAAAAUCACACACUAACCAGGGAGCAUCUUUUUGUUAAAGUCUGGAAAUGCUGCAAGGUACUGUUUUCUUUGGGGCCGUUGGAGAGACGCGAUGCAUAUGAUAUACUUUCUCUAUAUUUAUCUUUUUCUUCUUUGACUGAUGGACACGAAGAUGUCAAUGGGGAUGACAGAGAAGAAACAUUUGAUUUGAGAGAUAAUUGGGAAUUUUGGGUUGAAGUAAAAAGAGGCUUGCUCGAUAAGGAGAGUUUAGUGAGGAAGCAGUCAUUGUAUAUCUUGAAAACAACAUUGAACUUGAGCGGUCAAGGACAAAACUACUCUGGUGUUCCAGAAAAAGUAUCAGAUGAUAGAAGUUCAGUUUCUCACAGCAUGAGCAAAAGGGGAAGGUGGGCUGACAAGGAAGCCAAGUCAUUGGGUGUCGGAAGAAUAUGCAAUUCCACUGAAUCCAGUUUCACAGGUUGGCAGAGGUGGGAGGCAUUUGUUUUUCUCUAUCAAAUGCUUGAAGAAUAUGGUACUCAUUUAGUUGAAGCAGCAUGGAAUCACCAGAUUACCCUAUUGCUCAGUCCUCCAUUUUCAUUGGGCAAUACAAUAAUUUCUUGUAAUGGAGGGAUCCAUCUAAAUCAGAUGGAGACUGUCAAGGAAAUUUGUGAGUGGUUAGCAGUCUUGUUGGAACGUGGCUUCUGUCACGAUAACCCUCAAGUAAGGUGUAUCAUCAUGCAGUCAUUCUUGGCUCUUGAGUGGAGCGACUACGGAAGCUCUAUAAAUUCAGUGCCUGAAGAUUUCAUACUCGGUCCAUUUAUUAAAGGGUUGAAUGAUCCUGUGCACCACAAAGAUUUUGGUGUCAAAGGAGUCUAUUCCUCGUGGGCAAUAGAAGCGGCAGCCAAAUUUCUAUCCCAAUACACCAGCUAUAUGGAUGGGAGGAAGCAUAUUGCAUUCUUGGUCAAUCUGUCAUCUGUUUCCAAAAAUUAUUCUUUUGGACGAACUGGACUGAUGUGCCUUGCUGAGUGCAUUGCUUCGGCUGCCUGUGGAUUUCUGAAACAUAACGAUCAUGAAGCUGAGCUUUGUUUUGACGCUUAUCCUGACAAGAUCCGUGUAAAAUCUGGACUAGAAAACUCUUCGCACUAUGAUAAGGCGGACUUAUUGGAUGCUUUGCGUUUUAUUCUUGAGUGCUGCAAACAACAUUUCAAUCAUAAUUACCGGCAUCAAGUCUGUGAAAAGAUACUAGCUGCGGCUGAUUCAGUGAUGUCUUCCCUUGAUAUACCUCUUGAGAUGCUUUUUCACUUCAUUUCUAGCCUGCCUCGGGAAUAUACUGAUUAUGGUGGUUCAUUGAGAUCUAAAGUUAAAAAAUGGCUGUUGAAGUGUGAUGAAGCGGAGCUUUUGAAGUGUAUAGGUGGAUUCCAUAAAAGUUUUGUCAGUUGUCAUCUUCCAGUAGAUUCUCUUUUUACAUAUGAUGACGAUGACUUGGCUGCAUGGGGAUCUGAAGCAAGACGAUGGACCAGAGUGCUUUUUCUUGUGAUUGAGGAUGAAAAACACUUGGAUCCUAUCAUUGCGUGUAUUCAGGAUCAUGGUAAUGAUAUCUGCAAACGGAACAAUUUGGAGUGGUUGCCAGUGAAAUUUCUUAUCCUCAUGUCCAGCUUGGUUCAAGAACUUCAAGUAAUCAAAGACAGGACUGCCGGCUAUCGUUUGACAAGAAGAAUGAAGACAGAGACAGAGAUCCCUAGGAUGGUAGAUUCUCCAAGUUUUGUGAAAGAAACUAUUUUUGAGAAGUUCACCAAACUACUUUUCUCAUUACUGGCAGAACUGUUCUUAUAUACCAAAUCAUCAUGUUCCAUAUUCUGGUCUACUGUGGUGGAAGAGGAUGGGAUUCUUCCAGCUUCCAUCACAGGUAGGUUAGGGGGUCCAAGUCGGCGGAGGUUGUCAUCUUCUGUCGGUACUUCUGUUUUGCAAGCUGUAACAUCUCUGAAGACUCUUGCAUCUGUCUUGAGGUGGUGUGUGCAGAAUGGAAGAGAUGAUGCUUCACUCAAUUUUUCUCUUACCUUCCUUUGGAAUUUCUGUUGGAAAGUUAUUACAUCUUCAACUUGUAAAUCAGAGACUGAAGAUGAAAUAUCCAUGGCGGCAUAUGAAGCAAUAGCCUACAUUUUGAAGGAUUUGGCAUCUGUGUUUUCACUAUCUUUGGAUCUCCUAAUGAAGACUGGUAGCUCAUCUCCAUCAGAUGCUGAUAGGGAACCGAUAUUAGAUAUCUUUCUUAGUACUUUUAUCGGGAAUAUCAAUAAUCUUGUUGCUGGGGGUAAUUUAGCACGGACCCGACGGGCAAUUUUGAUGAACUGGAAGUGGAGUUGCAUAGAAUCUCUGUUAACAAUGCCAAACUUUGCACUUCGGGAAGGAGUUCAUGUGAAGGGUGGUAGAUUUUACUUCUCAGACACGAUUAUCAGAUGGAUUUUUGGUGAUCUUGUUGAAAGUCUUGAAAAUGCUGGAGAAGUCUCUGUUUUGCCCAUGCUGAGAUCAGUCAGGUUAACCAUGGAACUGUUUGCUUUAGGAAGAAUGGGUUCGGUUGUUUCCUCCUGCGAAGGCAUAAAUACUCAGAUGAUGUGGCAGUUAGUACAUUCUUCUUGGAUAUUGCACGUAAGCUGCAAAAAACGGAGGGUUGCUCCAAUUGCUGCUCUUCUAUCUUCUGUCUUGCACUAUUCGGUGUUUGGUGAUGAGGGUAUGCAUGAAACAGACAAUGCACCUGGGCCAUUAAGAUGGUUCGUGGAGAAAAUUCUUGAGGAAGGCACAAAAAGUCCUCGCACUAUUCGCCUUGCUGCAUUGCAUUUAACUGGGCUUUGGCUUGCUAAUCCUAUUACAAUAAAAUUCUAUAUGAAAGAGCUGAAGUUACUAACACUAUAUGGUUCUGUUGCUUUUGACGAGGAUUUUGAAGCUGAAGUAGCUGAAAAUCAUGAUGCAAAGAAUGAGGUAUCACUGUUGUCGAAAAGCCUUGACCCUGAAUUAACUGAAGAAUUCAUCAACACAGAACUGUAUGCACGUGUAUCUGUAGCUGUAAUGUUCAACAAACUCGCAGACAUGGCAGAUUUGGUCAGUUCGACGGGUGAAAAUACUAACGGACUUGCUGGCAUUGCAUCUGGCAAAAUGUUUUUGCUAGAGCUUCUAAAUUUCGUGGUUAAUGACAAGGAUCUGGCUAAGGAGUUGUAUAAAAAAUACAGUGCUAUUCAUAGACGCAAAGUUCGUGCAUGGCAGAUGAUAUGUGUGUUGUCCCAAUUCGUUGAUCAAGAAAAUGUUGAGAAAGUGACAUCUAGUCUGCACAUAUCAAUUUAUAGAAGCAAUUUUCCCUCAGUUCGACAGUACAUGGAAACAUUCGCAAUCCAAAUAUAUUUGAAGUUCCCUUUACUGGUUGGGCAACAACUAGUUCCUCUGCUAAGGAAUUACAAUUUGCGAACUCAGGCUUUAUCAUCAUAUGUAUUCAUAGCAGCUAAUAUCAUUCUCCACUCAAAGGAAGAGAUCCAAUCUAGGCAUCUUGAUGAAUUACUUCCUCCUAUAAUUCCUUUGUUGACAUCACAUCAUCAUACUUUGCGGGGAUUUACGCAGAUAUUAGUGUAUCACGUUCUCCAAAAAUUGUUGCCUUCAUCAGAUGGUGGGUCUAGUUUCACCAUGUCCUUGGAGAAAAGGUGCUUUGAAGACUUGAAAUUUUACUUGGAGCAUAACUCGGACUGUGCACGUUUACGAGUGUCAAUGGACGGUUAUAUUGAUGCUUUUGAUCCUAUGAAGUCAAUUUUACCAGCUGGAAUUUUCACAAAUCGGGUUGAGGAACUUGAAUUUGAAUGUGUUCCAGCUACCCUCAUGGAUCGAGUUACUAACUUUUUAAAUGAUACUAGGGAAGAUCUCAGAUGCUCAAUGGCAAAUGAUGCUGCUUCUAUCAAGAAUGAUAGUUUCCGUACCAAUGAUGACCCCAAGUGCACUGAGAUGUUGAACUCCAAUGAAGGAGAAUUAUUAAUCCAGCUGCCAAAGGAUAUAUCAUAUGACUUUCAAAGAAAAAUCAGUUUUCCCAGACAUGAGAUGCAAGAGAUGGCUUCUACUUCCUUCUGGGACAAUAAAUCAUCAUACAGAUCACUUCUUGAUAUAGAAAAUGAAGAUCAGCUUCUUGAUAAUUUGCUACUCUCAAGAAGCAUGGCGACGGAUAAGUUAAGAGCAAGCCGACAACAAAUAAUUCUUGUAGCAUCACUUAUUGAUCGGAUACCUAAUCUUGCUGGAUUAGCACGAACUUGUGAGGUAUUUAGAGCAGCAGGACUAGCAGUUGCAGACAAAAGCAUAUUAAAGGACAAGCAGUUCCAACUCAUCAGCGUAACAGCAGAAAAGUGGGUUCCAGUUGUGGAAGUCCCAGAGAGAAGUUUGAAAAUUUUCUUGGAGAAGAAGAAGAAAGAGGGAUUUGCUCUCUUUGGUCUAGAGCAAACUGCAAAUAGCAUACCACUGGACCGAUGCGUUUUCCCUACAAAGACGGUAUUAGUCCUUGGCCGUGAAAAGGAGGGAAUCCCUGUGGAGAUAAUCCACAUGCUGGAUGCUUGUGUUGAAAUUCCACAGCUAGGAGUAGUUAGGUCACUCAACGUUCAUAUAUCGUGCCAUGGAAGGAAAAUCGUGAUAGUCGCUAUAUACAUAGAGACGCUGAGGAGGACCCAUCAACACCAACGUCGUUAUGAUCAUUUCCCUCGAGUUACUCAUGUUCAUAAUAAUUCAUACAAUAGGAAAGCCGAGCUUCUUAAGUACACAAGACACCUUCGAGAAUCCAAUCAUUCAGCUGGGGCAUCCUCUAUCACUUGCAUGAAACACCCUCCCAAGGUUCAGAUUACUCAUGCUGAUAGAACUACAAGCAAAACAAGAAGUGGAAGAACUCCAACUUAUGUAGGAAACUGGAAAUUCUUAUUACCUAACAUUUUCGGAUGCAUGACGAAAGACUCAGAAACUAAGAAGAUGACGACGACGACAAAGAUGAAAGGAAAUUUUAUGUCAAAACUGUUUGCAACAUUACGUAAAAAUUGA